CAACCAUUUCAUUCAUAUCCAAGGGUCGAAAAUACUAAAGAGAAAUUAUCUAGAGAAUUUUCUUCUUACAUAAGUACUUUGAACGCUAUAAAAUCGUUCUUAUACAGCUCGUUUGAAAUAGUUGCUUCUUUUACGUCUUUAAAAAACCGAAACGGAACCAGCUUGAACUGUAGUACAAAAGAGAACUACUAUCUUUCUUUGUGAUUUAUCAGUAUAUUUGCAUUUAUUUUCUUAGUGUACCAUGGCAAUCGACUAUAGUAAAUGGGACAAGCUUGAGUUGAGUGAUGAUAGUGAUAUUGAAGUUCACCCCAAUGUUGAUAAGAAAUCAUUUAUUCGUUGGCGUCAACGCGACAUUCACGAGAAGCGUUCUAUAAGGAAACAAAAGAUGGAAGAUAUUAAGAGUGCACUAACAAUGAAUGAGAAACUUAAGGAUCGUAUUAGUCAGAUGUACUCAUAUCUUCAAAAGGAUUCGCCUUCGGAACCGUUGCCUUACCUUUCUUCAUUUUUGCAAUCUAAACGAGAGGAGGAUUCCGAGCAGGCUAUAGAAGGGGGCAUGUCUUAUCAUCAAAUGUUAGUUGCUCUUUUGGAUACUAUCAAGAAGGCUAUUGAAGAGGAAAAGAAUACUUCAUUAGGUCUUACCGAGCAAUAUAUAAAGCAUCUUCAAAGCCAUGAGAAACGCCUUGACAAUUUGAUGGUAAACGCCAAGAAGGAAUACGAUGAACUUGAAUCCGAAAGUAAGAAGUAUAUUACUUCAGAAGAUUUGCACAUCGGAUUUGAUAGCACACAUGUCCAAAAGAAAGAAGAAGAACAACAAAAGAAAAAGAAACAAAAAGAAUCUGUUCAGGUUAUUGAGUCCCUUAAUGAUCCUAGUCCAUUUGCUCAACAUGAAAAUGCAUCUCAAGCUCAAUCUUCAUCCGUCGCUGGUAAACCUGAAGAAGAGGAUUCCGAUUCGGAUAGUAUUUCAAUGUCUACUGAUGGAAAGAAGUUUUCUCAAAUUGCUUUCGGUGAUUACUCUGCUUCUGAGUCUUUCUUAAAGGAUCAUCUUCACAUACUAGCCCAGGAGUCAGAAUCAGAUUCAAUUCUGCUUGAGGCAUUCAAUGCUGAACUCGAGGGUAAACCUUGGUUGGCUAAACAGUAUGUUCACCAAGCCUUAUUGAUCAACUAUUGCCGACAACUUGGCCCUAGUGGAAUUACAAUUUUCUUUCAACGUGUGCAAGAUCCCAAUCACCAAGCUCGUCGCUUAUUUUUGGAGGACGUUCAAAACACAUACAGCCGUAUUCAUGAGCGAAGCCAUGCUAUGGCAAAUGAACAAGCACAAAACGGAGAAGGUGUUGAACAAAUCCAACUCUGUUCUGUGGAUCCGAAUACCAAACUAUCCAUAAUAAUUCCCGAGAAAGACGCCGUAGAACCCGAGUUGAAGGCUGCGCGAAUGACUUUUGAGUCUUUCCCCCCUAAUCUUCAAAGAGCCUUGGAAACAAACAAUCUUGAUAAAAUCAAUUCUGUCCUUGGUAAAAUGUCAGUCGAGGACGCAGAAGAGGUUGUUGAAAAACUUAGCAGCACCGGCAUGCUUAGUAUUGAAGAAGGGAUAAUAGAUACCACUAAAGGUGAAACAAUUCCUCAACCUAUCAACGAAUAAGCACCUACUCCAGUUAGAUAUAUCUCCCAUUACGCAGCCAUAUCUUAUGAUGAAUAAAAUAUAAAUUUAAAUUCAUUAAGGGAACAAGAUUUAUACCUUUCCAAUUGAGUUGCUUGAUAAAUAGUCUUAUUAUUAUUAUUUUUUUUUCCUCAACAGUAGAGUUGUAUCUAUGCU
Molecule: messenger RNA, 1810 nt
Organism: Schizosaccharomyces octosporus yFS286
Lineage: Eukaryota; Fungi; Ascomycota; Schizosaccharomycetes; Schizosaccharomycetales; Schizosaccharomycetaceae
Product: hsp90-like protein
Exons: 5
Coding region: 242-1636 (464 amino acids)
Biological process (GO): protein folding; protein stabilization
Cellular component (GO): cytoplasm
Molecular function (GO): protein kinase binding; heat shock protein binding; protein-folding chaperone binding
Source: RefSeq, a predicted model, not a curated record